This is a messenger RNA of Hevea brasiliensis (rubber tree), 711 nucleotides long. RefSeq names its product wall-associated receptor kinase-like 20. The record is from RefSeq and is a predicted model, not a curated record. Lineage: Eukaryota; Viridiplantae; Streptophyta; Magnoliopsida; Malpighiales; Euphorbiaceae. The transcript is spliced from 2 exons. Bases 229 to 561 code for a protein of 110 amino acids.
CACUGACGUGUCUGAUGAGAGUUGGGUGAUAUAUAGUGCACUGAGAAAAACCCCACUCAGGAACUUCAUUAUUCGAAGCAUAUUAUAUUAGCAGCGGUUAAAUUGGUGAUUGGUUCAUGCCCCAUGUAACUUGGGGGUGAAUCUUGUAUAAAUAGGGCAUCUCGCUCUUAGCCUUCUUGCUCCAUAGUCUUUCCUUUCCUCUUCUGCCUUUUUAACACCAGAUUUAAAAUGUUUUUGAUAUAUUUUUUGAUGGGUUUAGUAACCCAAGCGUCAGCCCUUGAUGCUUGCCCUAAAUGUGGUAGCAUGGAAGUCCCAUACCCACUAAGCACCAGUGAUAAUUGUGGAGAUCCUAGGCAGUUUGAGGAGGCAGAACAAGAGGGAAGUGGAUGCAAAGGUACCCUCUGUUGCCAUUUCUUGAAAGAUGCAUCAAUGACUCAAUAUAGGAUUAGGGUCAGGGUUGGAGGGUGCACUGCUUAUACUUCUGUUGUGGAUAUGAAGCCUGGCGAUCCCAUUGGUGCAUGGAACUAUGGCAUUGAGCUCCAAUGGGUGCCUCCAAAUUGACCGUUUUAGGGUCUUUGUGUUUUGAUAGCGUGUCUUCAUAGUACUUGUUAUGUGUGCUUUAUGUUCAUCUUAUUUGCAACCUUAUAGUUACUUUUAUGGGUCUCUUUCUGUUUAAUUAGAGAAUAAACAUCUGGUCCUAUCAGUUUCUUA